Molecule: messenger RNA, 1371 nt
Organism: Brassica napus (rape)
Lineage: Eukaryota; Viridiplantae; Streptophyta; Magnoliopsida; Brassicales; Brassicaceae
Exons: 1
Coding region: 1-1371 (456 amino acids)
Molecular function (GO): zinc ion binding; nucleic acid binding
Source: RefSeq, a predicted model, not a curated record
AUGAUUAGGAAACCAGCCGCUUCCCGUGGUAGGAAUAUGACUUACCCUUUUGAUUGUGUGCAGAUGGCUAAUCGCGGGACAGGUUAUGUUGGACAAGGUCGGAUAUGGGGAGAGGGUAUGGAUUGGAUAGGCGGAGGAUUGGGUUACAGAUCUGAUCAUGAGGAUGGAAAUGGCAUCAGUGAGAUGUUUGGACACGAUAGGAGCCCUCUGCAGAAAACAAGAUCUUUUCAUGUUUACGGUAACAGGACUAGAGUGAGGGAUGACAGUUUGGCGAGUAUUGGCCCAAGUCAUAAUUGGGACCAGAGACAUCAACAUGAUCAAUCCGCUCAAUCAAACCCAAGGCCAGAUCAGAACCAUGCCACCGAAAGACCACAAGAUCAUGGAACCGAAAACGCCCUGAAGCUUUUACAUGACGUGAUGACCGAGGCACUUGGUAACCAAGGCAGGCGUACUCAACCCCCUGAAGUUUCCAAGCUAUUAUCUACCAUGAAGAACAUUGGAUCCUACAAGUUCAAAGGAGGAUCCGAUCCUAUUGAAGCCGACAAGUGGAUUUCUAUGAUGGAGAAGAAUUUUGAAGCCAUGGAGUGCCCGGAGGAGUACAAGAAGAAGAUUGAUGUGUACUACUUGGAAGGCGACGCCACAGGAUGGUGGGACAGCAUAGACAGGCAGCGUGGACACACCAUCACAUCAUGGGAGUCGUUCAAGGGAGAGUUUGAGAGGAAGUAUUUUCCUCCGGAAGCAAAGCAUCGAUUGGAGCGCCAGUUUAUGAACCUUGUUCAAGGAGAUAGGCCCGUAAGGAGUUAUGAGUCGGAGUUCACAAGGUUGAGGCGACAUGUUUUUGAUGGGCGUGAAGAUGAAGCAACUAUGAUCCGUAACUUUAUGUACGGAUUGAAGCCGGAGCUUGGAAGUCGUUUAGCUGGAAGCAACUUUAGCAGCUUAUCUGAGCUAGUGGAAAAAGCUGUUAAUGUUGAAACUGUAUUGGAGGCUGAAAGGAAAACCAUAUCACAUUCUGGUGGACACACCAAGUUUAGCCAAGGAGAAAGGCCGAAUUUCAACAAGGGUCCAGGAUCUCACAAAGGCAAAGGGCGAGGAUAUGGAGGCCAAGCCAACAAUCGUGGUAACACUGGGGUAUGUUACACAUGUGAUCAGCCGGGACAUAUUUCAAGGUUUUGUCCCAAAAAUCAGCGGAAUAACCAACGGAGUAACCAGAUGGGUUAUUCAUCGAUAAGGAUGGAAGAUGUAACUUGUUUCUCUUGCGGUAUGAAGGGCCAUUAUGCAUCGUCAUGUCCAAACAAGCCAAUCCAUGCGACCCCUCUCGCAAUCCGAGCUCCUCCUAGCCGUCCAGCUAUUGAGCCAGCACCAAAGAAGUAA